AUGGUGUCUAAUAACGGGACAGAGCUCGAUCAUGAUGGAGAGUCGAAAUACGGUACGAACUCCACCGGAGUGCACUCGGUGGAGAUGUGCGUAUAUUCCCUUUUAUCAACUGAUCUCGAUGGUAUCUAUCAAUCGAUCAACGAACUAAGGGAAUCGCAAGCAUUGCUAGUUCUGUUUCUGAGAAAAUCUCGAGACUCCCUGAAAAAGGAAAACCAGAUACUGUACGAUGAUACCCAAAUGGAUGCUUUCAAUUUGAAGAUCAAAGAUUUAAAAAGAAGGUCAAAUGCUCUUUCGCAAAAGCUACGGGAAUUAGAUGAUAGAAGUGAAAGGCUGGUUCAACAAAAUCUGUAUGAGAGGUAA
Molecule: messenger RNA, 360 nt
Organism: Zygotorulaspora mrakii
Lineage: Eukaryota; Fungi; Ascomycota; Saccharomycetes; Saccharomycetales; Saccharomycetaceae
Gene: SNN1
Product: Snn1p
Exons: 1
Coding region: 1-360 (119 amino acids)
Source: RefSeq, a predicted model, not a curated record